Messenger RNA from Diprion similis, 4921 nucleotides. Its product is annotated as serine/threonine-protein kinase PLK1-like. The record is from RefSeq and is a predicted model, not a curated record. Gene Ontology annotation, biological process: regulation of cytokinesis; protein phosphorylation; mitotic cell cycle. Bases 780 to 3257 code for a protein of 825 amino acids. Gene Ontology annotation, molecular function: protein binding; ATP binding; protein serine/threonine kinase activity. Gene Ontology annotation, cellular component: cytoplasm; centrosome; nucleus. The transcript has 7 exons. NCBI's taxonomy places the organism in Eukaryota, Metazoa, Arthropoda, Insecta, Hymenoptera, Diprionidae.
UCUCUAGGCGAGUGCAUAAUUCGCGUAAGGUUCGAAAAGCUCGAGCCUGGGUACAAAGAGGAAUCGCAGCGGCCCUGCGAUCAAGGAAGACACGAGACGGCCGCGCGGCGGAGGGUAGGGAGGCCGCCGCCGUCGUGCGCGGCCUUUAUAGAAAAUAGGAGGCGGCAGAAGGCAGUGUAGGUUCGAGGACCGAGCGUGCGGUGCUGACGGUGAGAGUGCGUGCCGCGCGAGGCUAGAUGUGUUUAAACUGAACUACCGUAGCUUCGAUAACCUGGUUCCGCGACAUCGCGAAGACGGACUCGGAUAAGCGCGUACGGUUUCCACGGUUUCUACCCUUAUCGACCGAGCGCGAGGGACUCGAACCCUCCCCUGGUCUUGCAUUUGUUUACAAAUUACCGCAAGUACUCGACUCGGCAAAUAGUGGGGACUGAGCGGAGGAAUCUCGAUGUCGAAUCUUACAUCAUGCCUGCUGCAGUGAAGAUGGAGAAUCGGAAUGCAACGAAACCGGCGAGCUGGGACAUGAUACACAACCUUCGCCCAGGCUCGGACUCCCUCCCUGCACUCGCUACCGCGAUCAAUCCCUCGCCACUCCGCAAAUAACACUACGCGUAUACCCGCAUCAUCCGCGAGGAGAUAAAUACGCGUGUCUAUCCUCUACCUGUGCCUGAAAUUCACUUGUCGAUACGCGCGUAGAACCCCCGAAUACGCGUCACGUAUACAUAAAACAUACAUCGUAGAAUAGACAGCAUACUUCGCGGGGGAGAGAUCGAGCAGGAAUCAUGUCCGCGGGGACGUCGGCGGUCAAUCGCGGGGAAUUUCGCUCCGUCGUUGACGAUUUCCGGCGUGCCGAGCUGCAGCCGACAGGUGCGAUGCAUCGGCCAGGGAACAACAAACACUCGGGAGCUUCGUGGGCGAGCAGUGGCGAGAUGAGACUCAGGCAGGGAUCGUCGGAGCCGGGUUACCCGGGCCAGACUCUCGGGCUCUUCGCCUCGGUCUCGUCGCCCGCCGGUCUGACGAUCGUCGCCCCGGAAACGAGGCUCGCUGCGGUCAACGGCAUGAUCAAGGCCAACAGCAGCUCCUCCGUUACGACCGAAAACUCCUGCUCCUCCUCGGCACCGACCUCCGAGGAUAUCGGCAACCAUCUUCACUCCACGACGACGAGGACGAGAACCAGGUCUGCCACGACGCCAUCCAGCAGGGCCGGGAGCAAUGACAAUACCCUGAGCAACGCCGACUUCUCGACGGGUUCGGUUCUCCUCUCGCCUCGUCCAACGCCCUACGCCUCGCCGCCCCUAUCCUUAUCGACCGUCGACGGCGCGCCCUCGGCUAACACCUCGCGGAAUGCGGCGGCGGGGCCGACGCGCCCUAACUCGACACCGCGGAAACCAAGCCUCUCGAAUUCCGUCGGUGCCGGAAGCCCCGGGAGCCCGGCCAGCCCGGGAAGCCUUCCGGUCAACGAGGGGCCAUCGACUUCGUCGUGGAACAACUCGGGCGAUCAGGAAUCCGAGUACGUCGUCGACCCUGUUAACGGGAACACCUAUUACAAGGGGCAGUUUCUAGGCAAGGGAGGCUUCGGGAGAGUUUAUCUGCUUACCGAUGCAGCGAGCGGUAACCAGUAUGCGUGCAAAAUUAUACCGAAGAAUCGAAUGCAGAAGAUACACCUGCAAAAGAUCGCGAGGGAGAUAAUGAUUCACAAGAAAUUGACUCACGUAAACGUCGUCCAGAUGUACCACUACUUUGAAGACAAUCUUAACGCGUACAUGCUGCUUGAAGCUUGUCCCAGGAAGAGCUUGAUGCACGUACUGAAGUACCGAGGUCGAGUUACCGAACCGGAGGCUCGAUACUACAUGAAGCAGAUGGUCGAUGGAGUGAUGUACAUACACUCGCAGAAGGUUGUGCACCGUGACCUAAAACCAGGGAACAUGUUUUUGUCGGAGCACAUGAUCGUUAAAAUUGGAGACUUUGGCCUCGCCACUAGCCCAGACGGUCAACGAAGGCGCGUAACAAUAUGCGGAACCCCAAAUUAUAUUGCGCCGGAAGUGCUGUACAAGCAAGCCUACAGCUACGAGGCAGACGUCUGGGCGCUCGGAUGCAUUCUCUACGCUCUUCUGGUCGGUCAGCCGCCUUUCGAAUCGUCACAGCUAAAGGAGACCUACGCGAGGAUUUGCAACAACCAGUACAAGGAGGUCGACGAUUCGAUAGCCACACAGAACGGCCAGGAUCUAAUACACUGGCUGCUCCAACCAAGCCCGAAACUAAGACCAUCGCUUGACCGGGUCAAGGAGCAUGACUACCUCAUCAAGGAAUACGUCCCGGUUGCCCUACCGCACACUUGUUGCUACCAAAUGCCACCCCCCCACGUGAUCAUACCGCCGACGGCGUCGCAGGUCAGCCACGCCGAGGGUCUGACGCACUCGGUGUCAGCUAUGACCAUCCAAAAGUCCUCGGUCAAGGAAGUGAAGGUCAAUUGGCUGGCGAAGAAGCUCCCGAAACUCCCAAGGUUCAAGCACAGGCUCAGCGCCAUCCUUUGUCCGAGCAACAAGAAGGGUGACAUUGUGAUGCAGAGCACCCAGAUGCACAAGGCGAUGGAGAUAUGCCUCGCGGAAAUCGCUUGCGCCUGCACAGCGAAAAACCCGCCGACCGUCGACGACGUUAUGCCACUCUUCGUCACCAAGUGGAUCGAUUACUCGAACAAGUACGGCCUCGGUUUUCAACUAUCCGACAAGUCCGUUGGCGUGCUGUUCAACGACAGUACCAAGAUGAGCUACACCCACGAUAGAAGGAGAGUUGAGUACAUGACUACCGACGACGAGAUUACCCGGUACAACAGAGAAAAGGACGUUUCUGUACCCCUGCAGAAAAAGCUCGCCUUACUGCGUUACUUCACUCGGUAUAUGGAUGACUAUCUCACUGAAGGUGGCGAGGUCAGGGAGCCACGCGAGUCGAGACAAACGAGGGCUGCUUGUGUGCCGCGAAUGAAGCGUUGGUUGCGCACGGACAAAGCCAUAGUAAUGGAGCUUACGAUCCCCUUGCUGCAAGUCAAUUUCUUCCGUGAUCACACGAAAAUGGUGGUAUCCCAGGAGUCUCAGGGGAAGGGAUACCUCGUAACGUACAUCGACGCUAGCAGACAGGCAACGUCGUAUUGGCUUAAAGAUCUGUGCGAAUUCGGAUGCACUGCUGAUCUAUACGAGCGCUUGCACUACGUGUGCAAAGUGUCACGUGAGUUUGCGGAAAUGGAUCAAAGCAUGACUCCCUGAUUUCUGGUGCCCCGAAUGUUUAGUUGAUCACCGGAUGGAGGUUACGAAUCCCUUUGUAUUGAGCCUAAUCUUUAUUCCUCGACAUGUUAUACGUAUAUUUCGAAUUCGUAUUUCGGUUUUGUCUUCGUUAAUUUCAUCAAUUGCACGAUGUAAUUGUUACAUUUAAAUAAUAAUAAUAAAAAAAAAAGAAAAUCUGUGGUAUUAUACGUAUAGUCUUGUUCCAAUUCAGAUGAAUAUAUUUUUCAAUAUAUCUGCAGUGCAAUUUAUCUCCACACGACACACAUUGUCCUUGUUUUUGUCGAUGGAAUAUCUCUGAACGAUCUCAGAAUGUGUGCAGAAAGUGAGAAAAUUUGAAUCAAAUCUUCCAAAGAAAUUGCAGUAUAUACUAUGCAAUAUUUCGAACUACAUUAUUUCGCGAAAGUGAUGAUUUUCAGAUUAUUUAAUAUUAUUACUGAGACAUACCAUAUGUGCUGUACGGGCGAAUACAAUAUUUAUAGACAAAAAAAAAAAAAAAAAAACACUUGCAAUGCCUUAACGAACAUCGAUCGCUUAGCGAUACUUAUAUUUUACUAGGUAAAAAAAUAUUUAACGAAGAAAAUUGAUAAUGAUCGUUGUAUUUAUUUUUUUUUUUUAUUAAUCUUGUCUGAACCAAACAUACGUAGUGGAUGAAAGAAUUGAUCGACCUGAUUUAGUGAGCAAAAAUUUUUUUUUUUAACGUUAUUUUCGUUAUUUUCGAAUGAGAGAUUCCCGCGUACCUAUAAUAAUAUAAAGAUAUAAAUAAGUGAGUGCGUGCGUGCGCUAUCACUGCCAUGAUCACGCUGCAGUGGCGUCUUAUAAUCGCUGCUGCUUCCAGGCUGUUACUUACAUUUAUUAUUAACUAAUAUUAAUUGUGAAUUAUUAUAUAUGUUUAUGAUAUAUCCGACAUUAUAUGAUUGUGCAUUGUAGGAAUCAUAAUUACCAUUGUUAAAGACAUGGGAGAGAAAUUUCCGAGACGUGAGCGGUCAGGAACGAACUAUAAACCAUGUUAAAUCCACCCGUUUAAUUGAAACAGUUUUUUUCAAUAACCGCAGAAAAAAAUUAUCCGUGAUUACCAUUAGAGAUUUUGGACAAUUGUAUUUCCAAUUCAGAGUGUAAUGAAUACUUUGUGAAAACGUCCAAAUCCUCAACCCAAUCGAUUAAUUUCACCUGGUUGUUGUUUCCCUCAGAUUCGAUACCAGAAUCGUUAUUCAUUACUUAUGUGAUUAUACCUUCAGAUUUGUUCAGAUAUGCUUUAGAAUUCAACGAGUGGGAUCAUAGGAAAUUUACUUGUUAGACCUAUUUAUAGUCAGAUCGUAUCUGGCUAGUCGGUGAAUAGGUAUACAUACCUACAAUAUAGUAUAUUAUUAUUUACUACAUAUACUACGCCUAAUUAUUAUUAUUAUACAUACAAAUAUUACUAUAUAUUUAAACACAUAGAAAAAAAAUUGUACGCGAAUAAUAUUGUUCUACAUAUAGUAAGCGUUAUCAGUGACCAUAAAACCCAACGAUUAGGGUAAUAAAGAACCACAUAAUUAUGAUUAUUUUUAUUAUGAUUUUCUAUUGAAUAGGUUGUGAUGUUACCUAUCACCAGUUUGUUAAAAUCGUUGAAAAAUACUUAAAGAAAGAACAAAAAAAAAACAAGAAAA